Trachemys scripta elegans is the source of this 1591-nucleotide messenger RNA. RefSeq names its product synaptonemal complex protein 3 (gene SYCP3). Gene Ontology annotation, biological process: spermatid development; meiotic cell cycle. The record is from RefSeq and is a predicted model, not a curated record. The transcript is spliced from 8 exons. NCBI's taxonomy places the organism in Eukaryota, Metazoa, Chordata, Testudines, Emydidae. The coding region runs from base 44 to 766 and encodes 240 amino acids. Gene Ontology annotation, cellular component: synaptonemal complex.
CAAAUACCGUAUAUUUGUUGCAGUAGAGAAAAAGCCUCCGAUUAUGGCACCAUCUGGAAGAAAGCAUGCAGGGAAAGCUGGUAAACCAAUACAGGAAGAUCAAGCCUUAUGUGCCUAUGACUUUCAGGAAGAGGAAAAGAAAAACUUGAGUGGAUCAGAAGAAGAUAUUAGGGAAGGUGACACUCCAGUAAUUGAUAAACAUGGGAAAAAAAGACCUUCAGUGAUUCCUCAUGCGGUAGUUGAAGAAGAUGUGGGGGGUGAAGUACAGACUAUGUUGGAACGAUUUGGAGCUGACAUUAACAAGGCUCUCUUGGCUAAGAGGAAAAGAUUAGAAAUGUAUACUAAGGCUUCUCUUAAAACCAGUAACCAGAAAAUUGAACAUGUUUGGAAAACACAGCAAGAACAGAGGCAGAAGCUCAACCAGGAGUAUUCCCAGCAGUUCCUGACUUUAUUUCAACAAUGGGAUAUGGACGUGCAGAAAGCAGAGGAACAGGAAGAAAAACUAGCAAAUAUGUUUCGCCAGCAACAGAAGGUUUUUCAACAAGCAAGAAUAGUUCAGAGUCAGAGACUGAAAACAAUUAAACAGCUGUAUGAGCAGUUCUUAAAGAGUAUGGAAGAACUGGAGAAAAAUCAUGAAAACCUUCUAGCAGGUGCACAAAAUGAACUUCGCAAGGAAAUGGCUAUGUUGCAAAAGAAAAUCAUGAUGGACACUCAACAGCAAGAGAUGGCAACUGUUCGCAAGUCUCUUCAGUCCAUGUUAUUCUGAUGGCUCAGUGAAGAAACAACUUGCACCUAAGUAACAUGAUACAAUUAUAGCCAUUAGCCAUGGAAAAAUAAGUCUGUUCCUUUAAAAUUCCAAUUUAAGAGUUCCUAUUAAUCAAACUGUUACAUGUAUUGUUUCAAUAAUGUUACUAGUGAACUUGCUAGUCAUAUUUUUCAUGUUCUUAAUGGAAGAGAUUGCAAACUGGAUUCUUUCCUCAGAAACUAUUAAUAUGUCUGCCCGAAUCCUCCUUAACCUUGUUGCAGUGAGAGUUGCUUUUCUAACACUAAGGCAGUAUUAUAAAAUGCAAGACUAUAGCAGUAUGGAGGUUAAUAGAUGUUUACCUCUUGGAACAGGUGAAUGUGUACCAUAGGUAGCAUUAAUGCAAAAUGGAUCACAAAAUUCCACCAAUAAUGACAUCACAGGAUUAAAAGGACACAUUAAAAACUUGAUGCUGUUAUGCAAAAAUGUACCUUUGCAACUUUGUAAUUUGUGAACUAAAGAAACCACCAAAAUAAUCCUAGGUUCUGUGUGUACAUCUUGCAUAUUUAGCAGGAUAACAUACUGGAAAGUUUAGGAAUUAAAAGUAUGCUACACAUGAAUUAUAUUUCUUUGGUACUUUAGGUUAUUAGACUACAUCUUGAGGGUUUUUUUUAAAGUAUCAUUAGUAGCCUUAUUAUAAGCUGUACGUUGUACUUUACUGCACUAGCAAGGACAUACGUUUGCCAAGAAGGCAAGACUCGUUAGUCAUGUUAAACCAGCUGUUUUGGCUUUACAGCAUAGCGCACAUAAUUGGUUUAAAUGAGCCAAAAUAAACAACAAUUUACAACA